This is a messenger RNA of Triplophysa rosa, 4932 nucleotides long. RefSeq names its product regulator of microtubule dynamics protein 2-like. The coding region runs from base 3449 to 3934 and encodes 161 amino acids. Lineage: Eukaryota; Metazoa; Chordata; Actinopteri; Cypriniformes; Nemacheilidae. Gene Ontology annotation, molecular function: microtubule binding. The record is from RefSeq and is a predicted model, not a curated record. Gene Ontology annotation, cellular component: cytoplasm; spindle microtubule; mitotic spindle pole. The transcript has 6 exons.
UACUUUUUAUAUCUGAUGCCACUCUAUAUCUCAUAAAAUAUUCAUAAAGCUUGUUUUUGUUACUGAGCUGGCGGUGUUGAAUUGAAGGUGAACAUGUUUGAACUGGUGUUUGUAAGAAGACUGUUGCAGUUGCAGUUACCAGAGCCUUUAAAAUACAGUCGCCACAAACUUUGUUCUUGCGGUUCACGUAAUAAAACAUUUAAACAGAUGUUGACACGUAUGCCUGAGCGAUAAAAUAACUCAGGCAUACGUGUGGAGUGUUUUGUGUGUGGGUGGGUGUGUCUGUCUUCUGUGUUUUCAACCUUUUCUUGUUUUUGCAGGUACAACUUUGAUUGUUUUGCUUGUAGUCAAUGUGUCUCAUGUACAGCUGCUUUGUAACAAUGAAAAUUGUAAAAGCGCUAUAUAAAUAAAGUUGAGUUGAGUUGAGUUAAUCGUUGUCUGGAAAUGGUUAUAAAGCAAUGCGGCAGCAAAUUCAUUUCUAUUUCAGAAAUUAAGAAAGGUUUUUUUUAGUGGACUCAACACCACAAGUGUAAAAGCACAGAGGAACUAUUCCGUCUGCAUUUCUGUUAGAGCAAAUUUUGUAAAGUUGAUAAAUGAUAAAAAAUUUGAAGUGCUUGUGCAUUGAAAAUGUGAAAUUGCACCAUGUGAGCUUUGAAUAAACGUAACGUUAUCGUCCGUUGUUCUGGAUGCUAAUAAGCUAUCGUUAUAGUUUUCGUUCUUGUUGAAAAUAGGUUUUUGUCUCGAUUGACUUGAGUCUCUUUGGGCUUUGUUCACCACGUUCAGAUUGUCUGAGCUUCAGGUUUCUCUUAAUCUGUUUUAGUCGAACACUAUCCGUCUAUUCCGGCGGCACAGGGCAGUAGUUUGACCAUGAAUGGCAGUGGCAGCCGCUGUCAGCGAGACUGAAUGUUCAGCCCAAGGUGUCGAGAGAACUUUCUGUUCUGAGCGAAGAGGUGAAAGCAAUCCGCUCUCUCUGUCGAGCAGGUUGACUCUUAGACCUCUUUGUUUGUGGCUAGUUGCUCAGGGGAUUUCUGAAGCCCAUGAGGAAAAUACUGAUUAAACUUAUAUAAUCUUCUGGCAGACGCGGCCUUUAGUGUUCUGCUGUUUUUUUCUUUUCCUUCUGUGUGGUACGUGAGUGUGUGUGAUUGUGCGUCUGUUUGUGUGUGUAUGGCUAGUCUAUAUAAUAUUUCAACACAUUGAUAGGACAAAUCUCUUCCUCUCCUAUAGUGUCACGUUCUCUAUCUAUCAGUCUCUCUCGCACACACAUUUACAGAUAGAGUAAACUUCACAGAAGUUUCACUAGAAAGAAAAAACUGGAAACUGCCCGAAGCUGUGAAAACUUCCUCAACCUGUUCUGAGCAUGAAGCAUUACUUUAAUGGAGUGACAAACAUCUGCUUGUUUGCUUUAACACCGUUGGCAUGUUAUGUGUAAAUAUACCUCAGAUUUCCUGGCUGAGAGGGGACCGUGCCUUUGCUGUGGCAGCUCCUAAAGAACGAUUUGCCGCUGUCUAUUAGACAGGCUUCUUCGCUUUCUUCAUUCAAAUCACUUUUGAAAACUCAUCUUUUCUUCUUGGCCUUUAAAACUUGAUGUUGACAUUUUAAUUGUUUUAGUGUAUGUGAUGUAUUUAUGUAUCAUGUUUUUUAAAGUUUUUAUUUAUUUAUUUUUCUGUACAGCACUUUGCUCCACUUAAGUGGUUGUAAAGUGCUUUAUAAAUAAAGUUUACUUUCUUGCUUGCCGGCCAGAUUUAGUCUACCGAGGAACUCGAAUUCAUCAUUACAUUUCCUUUUGAUUGAAAGUAGAUUUAGCAUUUUCAGAAGGAAAUGGUAGUCUUCGCAAAAAAACAUAAGUUUCCUGAUUAAUGAAAUGUUGAGUCGCCCCUAAAUCUUUAUCAUGACCCUCGACAUCUUUUUUCCUGUCUGCUGGGCCACACAUAAUUGCACAUUGUUUUUAUGCUGUCAUUGCUUUGAUAAAGUACAGAACAUUUUCAGACACAAUCACACCGUGGCAUCUACUGUUGAUGCUUUUUAUUAUUCCGGAUGCUUACUCAACAUACCACUGUGGAGGGAAACCCCAGAUUCCUGAAACGGUGUGAUGUGUCAGGUGUGUGAUGUGUUCAGUCAGUCAGAAGAUGUUCUGCCACCAGCUUCCAUUGCUUUAGUGUGGUUAAAUAUACAGGCCUCUGGGCAUUGCCAGAACAUGACAGUAAUGAAUGAAAACAUUGCAGAAACCAAUCUGUGAAAGGAGGAGGAAAGAAUUAGCCGCAGGAACAUUGAGCAAACUUGGUUCUCCCCACCUGUACAAUAUCUGCCAGCAGUUCUUAUUUGUAAUCACUGAAGGUGUGUCUCUUUGUUUUUUUGUAUUGCCCUCAUACUCCCAUUUUGGGACACGUUGAGAGGAUUUUGGUGAAGAUUCCCAAUCACGACUGUCCAUGCACUGCCACUUUUAAGUUCUUAUUCUUUGUUUUGGCUGUUUUGACUAGGCUACUUCUGCUCCCAAUUUUACCGAAUUACCUACAUUGACAUUUGGCUAUUAGAGCAACGUAUCAACUGACUCGGUUUAUUUGGAAAGCUCUUUGCAGGCUUGAGCUCAUUUACGCUUCUUUAUUUAGCCACUCGCAUAUGAUACUAUUUAUUCCAAUAAUAUUGACAUUAGCAAGUUCACGAUCUAAUGACAUGAUUUCGUAAGUUUACACCUGUGAUGACUAAAAUAGGUAGGUGGCGCACUAGGUCUAGUUGGGCAGUGCACUUGAAAUAUAGAUCAGAAUGAUUAGGCGUUGCAAAAUUUGACCUUUUACAGGUCCAGUGUAUGAAAUUAGCGGCAUCUAGUGGUGAGGCUGUGAAUUGCGACCAACAGCUCACUCCAGCUCGGUGUAAUUCUGUCCUCCUCUGCUCUAUUGAUUCACAGUAGCCAGACGGAGAAAUUGCCAAAACCUGCCCAAGUGUUUGUUUGCCUAGGUUGGAAUCAGUUGAAAACUGUUUUUAGACUGUCUGUCCUGCAGCGCUGCCAAGCACAGAAAUCCAACUCCUUCCUAAAUGAGGUGAUGCAAUGUUCGUUUUCAGUCACCCUCUGUCAAAGAACAGCCAAACUGAUGAUAUUCAGUGAAUAGUUUUACAGCAGACUCCUGACCGAGGGCAUAACGUCUGGACUGGUCCACAUUGCAGCAAAUUUUGACGAGGAAACUUCCACUUAGACAAAGAGACUAUCUGACCGGCAUGUGAAGUGACCAACCACACUGGUUUAUUUGCAGACGUUUAUACAGAGCUGUGAGUUUGUAAAUGUCCUCUGGUUUGUUAUGGAGUUGCGGUCUGUUUUUGUAGGCCACACAUGAAUCAGCCGUGUGUGGGCCAUUUUGGAUAGAGCCAGUGCAGUAUACGUACUGCGCAAAUUACUUGCAUUCAGUUGUAUGCAUUAAAAACACUCUUGCCAUUAGAACAUAGACACGUAUGUAAAAUGAUAAUUUGCAUGUUGGUAAUAUUUAUUUUCUGUCUCUCACUCCAUAGGUAUGCUAUACUCUGUGGCCUAACGGCAGAAUAUGAGACUACCAGGAAUAAGAUAAAAAAUGGCCAUCUUUUUAAGGAUCAUCUGGAUAAAGCAAUUGAGCUAAAACCCGAGGAUCCUGUGUCAUAUUACCUGUUGGGUCGCUGGUGUUAUGCUGUGGCACAGUGUACAUGGAUUGAGAGGAAAAUUGCUGCCACUUUGUUUGGAGAGCCGCCCAGUGCCACGGUCCAGGAUGCCCUGCAGAACUUUCUUAAGGCAGAAGAGAUCAGUCCCAAAUACUGCAAAUACAAUUAUGUGUAUUUAGCCAAGUGUUACAAAGACUUGGGUCAGAGGACUCAAGCCCGUCAGAUGUGCGACGCCUCCUCAGCGUUGAGCGUCGUGACUAAAGAGGACGAAGAAGCGCAGAAGGAAUUAAUCUCUCUUAUGUCAUCAUUAUAAUACAUUUUCAAAAAGAAAACAAAUGGUGUGCCAAGGAAAUUGAAGAAGGGCAGAAGGGCCACUGAUCUUGGAUUCUGCUGUCACUUCACCGAGGAUUGGAGAGUAUAGACCCCAUCAGGUGCUCUUUCUCUCUCUCAUUCUUACUGUCUCUCCCUUCUGGUGAUAGAAGUCUAUAUUUAUUCUGAGAGGGAAAAAGAUGAGGAAGCAGAGACUGCAGGAGGCCCACUGAGCUGAAUACAUCCCUCUAGUAACAUCAUGCCAGUGUCAUAAACUCAUACACGCUGUUACUUGCUAAAAUAUGUGCAUUGUUUGGGAAUGAGCAAUUUAUCAAAACAGGGAAUGAGAAGACUGCCAAGUCCAGCUAAGCCUUUGUGGAUUUAUGUAUAGAGGCGUUUUGCUGGACUGGGAAAAUUACUACACUAUGUGUGCAAACAUGCAAACCAGCACACGCCCGCACAAAAAAACAUGUACGUGCACAGCAAAAUCUGUGGAACAGCUUGGAGGAAGUGACAGAGGAGAAGACAUAAGACAUCUUGAGUGUAUCUUACUGUACUAUGAGCCAUGCAGAGACAUUCUGGCUUACUAGCUGUUACCAUAGCAACACUCGUACGCCAUUAUGAUGGCAAGGACCAGGACAACACAGGAAACAGAUUUAGUGAUUUAGUCAAAGUAAUUUGCUAGUGUGAAAUUUGAUAUGUUUGGCCUUCACAUAGAAACAAUGACAUGCAGAAGAAAUUAAAAACCCUGACUGUACUGAUGGCUUUCAUCUCUAUCAGUGGGUCAUUCUGGAUUCAGAUGGCAUCCCAUGAAAGCACAACCUUAAUGUUUUAACUCACCAGCCAAAAGAUUUUUAAAAGUAGGUUACUACUAAGUACUGUCUAUGACGUUUUGGAUAGGAAUUAUUUGAAUGCACAAAUAAUUUUGUUAUAAUUGUGAGGGUCCUUACUAAUAGUGAAAUACUGUAUGACAACCAACUUGUUAGGACAUUAAUAAACGAU